Molecule: messenger RNA, 1149 nt
Organism: Vitis riparia (riverbank grape)
Lineage: Eukaryota; Viridiplantae; Streptophyta; Magnoliopsida; Vitales; Vitaceae
Exons: 7
Coding region: 350-739 (129 amino acids)
Source: RefSeq, a predicted model, not a curated record
UAAGAUUUGUUUCGAUUUUGCUUCCAAAAUGGACUAGGUGAUUCCUGGAUUUAUCAGUCUAUUUCUCUUGUAGAGACAGAGGAAGUCAGUGAGAUCUAUAAUUGCAAGAAUCUCAGGUAUAAGCACCGGCCCAUCCACCUCCCCUCUCCUAUCUUGGUAUCAAGAACUGUGCAUGGCUCAUGUCCCACAAGUUGUAAGAGAGGUUUGGCUUUCUAAUGACAAGGAUUGCACACCAAUUUACAAUCAGCUCUCUCUAGUUUUUUUUCCAUGAGCUAAUGCAUCGAGAACCACUGCUGAUUAUUGGUACUAGGAGGCAUGAAUCUCUUUCAGGUAUGGUUUGCCACUGGAGAUGCAUAGGAUUUCUCGGUUUGCCUGCUGGCUAUUUCUCAUAUGCAGGCAUGGGGGGCUGCUUUUUAGACAACCUUUGACAGGAAGAAAUUUGAAAACUUCUAUUGGAAUCAUGAUCAUUAUGAAGAAAAUCAGAUGGAAGGAUGAGUUGAUGAAGAUUUUUUUGUUUCAAUGCUUGUGGCUUAAUUGCUAUUGUGAUGGUUUUUCAAGAUAUAUAGAAGGAGUUCCUGUAACAAAAGGCCUUGAAGACACAUUUCUUCCCCACCAUGGACAAGAACCACUUAUAAAAGGUCUUGACUACAAUAAAAAAAUUCAGUACAUUUUCUGCUAUUGUGGACGUGACGAUUUAGAUCACUCAUGGAAUCAUGGAUCCCUUUCCGGACUGAGAUAACUGUGGAAUUUACAAUCUUGUUCUUCUUCUUGCUCGUGGAAUUUGGAUUUCUUUUCAACAACUAAGUCUAUUAGCUCUCAUUGUUUAUCUCAGCAAGACCCUUUGUUUGAAAAAUAAACUCUUAAACUUAUGAAAGUUUAAACUGUGAGACUCCCAAGAAGAAUAUGGUAAACUGAUCCGACUUUGAGAGUUCGUGGAGCUUUUGUUUAUCAUUUUGAAGUUGUCAUUAUGUUGAAGUAGUUAGACUGCUAUUUUAUCAAUGAGCUCUUGAUUUUGUAUAUAGAAAUGAUGAUUUUGAGCUCAUUAUAUGACUCUCUUCAUGUAUCAAAAAAUCUGGUCUUCUUUUGUAUUAUCAGGUUGCUUCAAGUUGAUUAAGGAAUCGGUGAAAUAAUCAUUAUAAUAUUAGAUUA